CCCGGAACUCCGGGCUGAGAGCGGCGGCGCGGGCUGCAGUGUCCCAGCGGAGCGGAGCCGCGUCCACCGUCACCAUGGGGCAGAUCGAGUGGGCCAUGUGGGCCAACGAGCAGGCGCUGGCGUCCGGCCUGAUCCUCAUCAUGGGCGGGAUCGUGGCCACUGCCGGCCAGUUCACCCAGUGGUACUUUGGCGCCUACUCCAUCGGAGCAGGAGUGUUUGUCUGCCUGCUCGAGUACCCCCGGGGGAAGAGGAAAAAGGGCUCCACCAUGGAGAGAUGCGGACAGAAGUACAUGACGAAAGUGUUGAAGUGUUUCGGGCCCCUCUCCAGGAAUUACUACUUCCGGGCCUUCCUGCACCUUGGGCUGUCGGUACCAGCUGGCUUCCUGCUUGCCACCAUCCUGGGGACAGCCUGUUUGGCCAUAGCGAGUGGCAUCUAUCUCCUGGCAGCCAUCCGCGGUGAGCAGUGGGCUCCCAUCGAGUCCAAGCCCAAGGAGCGGCCGCAGGUGGGGGGCACCAUCAAGCAGCCACCCAGCAACCCCCCACCCCGGCCCCCCGUCGAGGCCCGCAAGAAGCCCAGCAAGGAGGAGGAGGAGGCAGCAGCUGCAGGGGUCCCCGGCGGCCCCCAGGAAAACCCUAUCCCAGUGACUGAUGAGGUCGUGUAACGGGCCUUGAGUGGCCGCUCUCUGGUGUCGCUUUCCGGUGAGGGGACCUACCCAGUCCCUGAGGGCUCCCCCUUGCCUGCCCUGCAGGACCACAGGCGUCCUCAGGUGUCCUUCCCAGAAGCCUCAGUGGUGCUUGAAAUCAGAGCAUCUUCUAGUCCAUGAAAUACAGUCU
Molossus molossus (Pallas's mastiff bat) is the source of this 834-nucleotide messenger RNA. Its product is annotated as cytochrome b-245 light chain. The transcript has 6 exons. Gene Ontology annotation, biological process: superoxide anion generation. Gene Ontology annotation, cellular component: NADPH oxidase complex. Lineage: Eukaryota; Metazoa; Chordata; Mammalia; Chiroptera; Molossidae. The record is from RefSeq and is a predicted model, not a curated record. Gene Ontology annotation, molecular function: heme binding. Bases 75 to 662 code for a protein of 195 amino acids.